UCUGUGUGAGUACUUCUGUAAAGAGAUAUGGAGUCAGAUUUAUCAGUGGAAGGACACUUGAAAGAAAUGAAAUUGCUUUUAAAUUCAAAGGAAUAUUGAUGUUAAGUUUCUUGAAUGCACUUUUUUCUUCAUCUCUCCAGUGAGGAGCCUGUUGUUGCUGCUGCUGGUUACGUUCAGUUGUUCUCAAACACAUGGUACAGAUUUUCCUCAGGUUGAUCCAGACAGACAGCAGCACUUUGAAGGCGACACCUUAACUGUGAGCUGUGAAGGACUGAACGGACUGAUGGGAUGGAGGGUGAUGAAGAGGAUCAAAGGAAACGCUGGACCAUGUGCUGCUAACUGGGAAACAUCAACUGGAUCCUGCACAGUUGAAGGUGCAGCAGCAGAAUAUGACAGUGGAGAAUACUGGUGUGAAAUGGGAGGACAGCAGAGAAGCAACACCGUCAACGUCACUGUUACUGGUGGUUCUGUGGUCCUGGAGAGUCCAGUCCAUCCUGUGAUGCAGGGAGAUAACGUGACUCUGAGCUGUAUGACGAAGCAGAUGUCCUCCAGCUUCAUCACUGAGUUCUACAAAGAUGGUUUCUCCAUCGGAAGGAGCUUGACAGGAAUCAUUUCGAGUCAGAACCUUUCCAGAUUUGGUGAUGGAUUCUACAAGUGCAGCAUCUCUGAUGUCGGAGAAUCACCAGAGAGCUGGUUGUCUGUCAGAGUUAUUCCUGUGGUUCUGGAGAGUCCUGACCUUCCCGUGAUGGAGGGGGAAGCUGUAACGCUGCACUGCAAGAACAAGGUGACCGCCAACGUCACUGCCGACUUCUAUAAAGAUGGACACUUCAUCGGAAGCAGCUCUACAGGGAACAUGAGCAUCCACAGUGUUUCCAAAUCACACCAAGGACAAUACAAGUGUAUCAUUCUUGGAGUUGGAGAAUCCCAAGAGAGGUGGCUCUCUGUCAGAGUCUUUGCUCAGAUCGUUCCAAGCAGACUGCAGCUCUUUGAACACAGCUCCCUCUAUAUUAACUGUAAGGGAUUCAACAUCUCCACUGGAUGGACUGUCCUGAGCAAGACAAAGGGAAAAGUCAGCACAUGUAUCUCCGGCUGGUCGUUCAUCUGCACCAUCAAACCGGCGUUGCUAAGCGACAGUGGAGAAUACUGGUGUGAAGGUGGAGGAGAGAGAAGCAAUGCUGUCAAUAUCACCAUCACAGAUGGAGCUGUGAUCCUGGAGAGUCCAGUUCUUCCUGUGAUGGAGGGAGGGAAUGUGACUCUGCGUUGUCGGACUAAAAUGACUUCUUCAGCCCACAUAGCUGAUUUCUUUAAAGAUGGUCGACACAUCGGCACCAGCACCACAGCAGAGAUGACCAUUGGCAGAGUUUCCAUGUCUGAUGAAGGACUCUACAGCUGCAGCAUCUCAGAAUUUGGAGAAUCGCCACAGAGCUGGUUGACUGUCAGAGCACUUUACAGAGCGACUCCCCAGUCUUCAGACCAGUCCUGCCAGAUCUACCGGAUCUUACGGACAGUUUUCAUCGUAGUGAUGUUGGUUCUGCUGCUGGUGGGACUCCUUCACUGGGGGAAACUUAGACUGAAAUAG
Amphiprion ocellaris (clown anemonefish) is the source of this 1579-nucleotide messenger RNA. Its product is annotated as high affinity immunoglobulin gamma Fc receptor I-like. The record is from RefSeq and is a predicted model, not a curated record. The transcript is spliced from 7 exons. Gene Ontology annotation, biological process: cell surface receptor signaling pathway. Lineage: Eukaryota; Metazoa; Chordata; Actinopteri; Pomacentridae. Gene Ontology annotation, molecular function: transmembrane signaling receptor activity. Bases 284 to 1579 code for a protein of 431 amino acids.